Messenger RNA from Callithrix jacchus (white-tufted-ear marmoset), 4492 nucleotides. Lineage: Eukaryota; Metazoa; Chordata; Mammalia; Primates; Cebidae. The record is from RefSeq and is a predicted model, not a curated record.
AUUAUGUUGUUAGGUUCAUGUAUGUUUACAAUUGGUAUAUUGCUUGAUGAAGUACCCAAUUACCAUUAUAAAAUAUCCUUUUUUUGUCUCUAUUUUUUUUUAAUGUGGAAAAAGAUAUUCAAAGUGUACUAUUAACACAAAAAGAAUUCAGUAGCACUAGGUCAUUCCUUUAGGCUUCAGUUAUUUUAUCCACAGGAAGAUGAAUUAACAGUAAAUAAAACCAGUUCUUUUUGUGUACCAGUGAAAAAAAUCUCAAAAUUAUUAAACUCAAAUAACAAAUGCUAACAUGCUGCAUUAGGCUCCCCUGCUCCUCUGGUAUACAGUAUUUUCACUCUUAGGUGGUCCCUUUCUCAGUUACUCGGCUCCUUGUUGGUUCUAUCCUUACUCUCUCCACAAGAUAUAUAAGCAGAGAAUAAAUAAGUAAAUAUUUUUAAAGCAGGGGUUGAAACCCCUGCCCUUUUCCUUUCUACCUCUUAGAAACCUUCAGCUCUCAUUUGCAUACUUAGGACCGGAGACCAACUUACUAAGGGAAGCAGGGCCCAUAAGGAAUGAACAGGGUACGGAGAGCCUCAGCUUCUUUCUGUGGUGGUGGUGAUUCCGGAAUAUGCCAUUGACGUGGGUAAAAGGUUGGAAAUGUCAGAUUAACAUUUUUAAUCUUAGACCCAUUUGUCUGGUAUUCAUAUAGCCACUCAGAUCUCUUUUGGUUACUCUUUUCAUGGUACUGUUUUUUCCACUUUUUUGCUCUCAAACUAUUUGUAUUUUUGAAACUGAAGUGCGUUGCUUACAGAGAGCAUAUAAUUAGGUCAUAUGAUUGUUGGCCUUUUAGCCAUUCUCUACCUUUUAACUGGAGAGUUAACUUACAUUUAAAAUAAUUAUUAAUAUUAGAUUUAUGUCUGCUUUUUAACAAUUUCUUAUAUACUGUACCCUGUCUUUUUUAUUUCUCAAUUCUUCCACUGCUGUGCCAUUUUAAUAGCCUUGUUUUUUGUUUGUUUGUAUACAUUUUUGAGUUAGUUUCUUAGUGGUCACUUGGGGAUUAUAAUUAAAACCUUAAUUUAUAACCAUCUAGUUUAGAUUAAAACAAAUUUAAUUUCAAUUGUAUAUAAAAACCUUGUUCAUAUAUUUCUGUCCCCUUUCUCUUGUUAUUAUCACAAAUUUCAUCUUUAUACAUAUUGAGCCCAUCAACACAGACUUAUGAUCAUUGCUUUAAGCUGUUGUCUCUUAAAUCACAUAGGAGAAUACAAAGAGUGAUAAGCAAAAAAUACAUUCAUACUGACUUUAGUAUUUAUGUAGUUUUACUGAUGCACUUAACUUCUUUAUGUAGAUCCAAGUUACUGUCUAGUGUCUUCUUUUUAAGCUGGAAUAACUUCCUCUAGUACUUUUUAGGUCAGGUUUGUUUUCAAAAUAAAUUGAAAAGUAUUUUCAGUUGUUGUUUUUCUGCAAUAUCUUAAUUUCGCCUUUAUUUUUGAAUGAUAGAUUUUCUGGGUAUAAAAUUCUUGGUUGCUAAUUGAAUAUGUCUUCCCACUGGCUUCUGGUGUCCCUAGAUUUUGAUGUAAAAAUUUGGUGUUAAAAUAUUAUUGAGUAUUCUUUGUAUGUGAUGAGCCACUUGCUUGCUGCUUUUAAGAUUCCUUGUCUUUCUCUUUACAGAGUUUUUUAUGAGGUGUCUAGCUCUGGGUCUCUGAUUUGUGCUACUUGUAAUUUCUUUAACUUCCUGAAUGUGUCAAUUAAUGUUUCUCAUCAAAUCAGAACAUUUUCAGCCAUUAUUUCUUCAAAUACCCUUUCUGCCACUUUCUCUUUUAUUCUCCUUCUGGAGUUCCCAUUAUGUAUAUGCUGGUAUAUGAUGGUCUCCCAUAAGUCUCUGAAGAUCUGUUCCUUUUUCCUCAUUCUUUUAUCCUUAGACUGCAUAAUCUCAGACUAUCUACCACUUUGUGGAGAAAGCUCUGCACAAUCAGUAGUUUUGAGUCAGUUUUGUAAGUGGAGUCUUCCAGGAAAUUAUCUGUGGGAAUUCACACAGGGUGGUAGCAAAAAUAUUAAGGGAAAAAUAUUAGAGAAAGUUAUAGAAUGUAGUUUCAAACGCUUUUGGAAGGCCUAAGGGUUUUUUUCUAUAGUUCUUGGCUAAAGGCAGCCUUGUCCCCUUAGUUAAAUAAAUUAGAUUAGAAACAAAGGAAUGUGGGAGUUUACCUAACUAACUUGUUUACUCAUGUGGUCUUAACACUAACCUUUGAGCCAGAUAGCCCUCUGGCAGGUGGGAAGGUCAACCAGGGAUAUUACCCAAUAAUGGUGUUUGCUUUAGGCAUCCGGAACCUGUCCCUUGAUCUUUAACCUCUAGUGGUGUCGACUCAAGCCUUUGUCAAUUAAACUUUAUGAAAUAAAUGCAAAUCACACUGGCUAGUGGGGGCUGGCAGUUGCAACUGUUUACAGUGCUCUCCAGGGAGACUGUAAGCAGCCAUGGAACCUCAGCUGAACUGGCAAAGCAUAAUAUCUGUGUGUCAGUGUAUUUUAUUCAUUCAUAGCUGAGUCAGGGUCUGCAGGACAGAGCCCUGCCGGUGUUGACCCCGACAGUGGCACCCAGUGGAGGUGACCCUGACAAUUACCAAACAAAUCAAAUAAUGACAAGGGUUUGGGAAUAAAACCUGGAAAUAAAUCCAACUCCAUUUUACUUCUGGCAUCUGCCAGUAUGUGCCAGGAAUAUUGGCUGUGUUUUCUUUUUUUUUAAAACUGCUGAGCUGAGAGGAACAGGGACAAGUCAAAAUGCCAUAAAGUUUCUUGUUCUUACAGAAAUCCAGUUUUUCUUGAAUAAACAAUCCUCAGUUGCUGUAGUUUCCAGAGUUCUGAAAAAGUUGACUGUCAUAAUUUUUUGCCAGGUUUUUCAUUGCUUUUAUGGUGUUACUAAUUUUUGUAGUUUUUACCCUGCCGUUUUCACUGACAUUCUCCAGGAUUUAUUUUCUGUCCAAACCUUCUGAGGAUCUGUGCAUGCUGUUUUUCUAGGAUAGGACCCUGGGACAGUGGAAAACUUCAUAUAGCCUGGAGACCUUGUCACAAGUGCAUGAAAUUACAGAGCACUCUGUGGAGGAAGCUUCCUGAGGCCUCCCUAGAAGCUGAGCAGAUGCCAGCAUCAUGCUUUCUGUACAGCCGCAGAAUUGUCACCCAGGCUGGAGUGCAGUGGUACAAUCAUGGCUCAUUUCACCUCAAACUCCUGGGCUCCAGUGAUCUUCCCGCCUCAGACCCCAAUGGAGCUGGGACUACAGAUCCAACUUUCUGGAAUACUGAAGUAAGAAAAGCAGACGAGUUCAAAGAAAUGUAUUCUGUUGACAUGACAGAUGGAGUUUUGCUCUUGUCACCCAUGCUGGCAUGCAAUGGCAUGAUCUCAGCUUACUGCAACUUUCACUUCCCGGGUUCAAGCGAUUCUCCUGCCUCAGCCUCCUGAAUAGCUGGGACUACAGACGCACACCACCAUGGCUGGCUAAUUUUUGUGUUAUUAGCAGAGACGCUGUUUUGCCACGUUGGCCAGGCUGGUCUUGAACUCCUGACCUUGUGACUCCCCAUCUCGGCCUCUCAAAGUGCUGGGAUUAUAGGUGUGAGCCACCAUGCCCAGGCUUAACUUUUUUUCUAAACAGAGCUGGCUAGAGUGAGAGGGUAAAAGAGAUAAAAUAUGAGACAGGAAGUAUGCUUGCUGCAAUCUCAAUUUACAAUGUAAAAAUAAUAGUUAAUUGGAGAGAGAAUGUUCUUCUUCUGCACAUUGACUCAAAAUGUAUCACUUACAGCUAUCCAAAAAAUUCAAGCUUAAGCUAGAGAGGGAAGUCUACAAUGGCAUUUCUAAAACAAAAACCAAACCCAAGGAAGUAUGCCAGAUACAAGUAACAAUCAGAUUCGUAUUUGGUUCAACCAAAUAGUCUUUAUAGAUUCCUUCUAAAAUGAAGUAUUCAUGACUAACAUUAGUAUAUCUAUCUAGUAAUACAGAAUUCACUGCUAGAUUUUGAUGAUAUCUAUAACCCUGAUAGAGUCUCCCUUUAAAUCAUCUUUCUCCUCUUAAUGUUUGCGGAUUUUGAAUUCUAAUCACAAAUUAAAUAAACUGUUUCUGUUCAAAAGGAAGUCUAGCUCAAACAUUAAAAACAAACAUUCAAAAAAUAAUCCACUGGCGUUUGGACAAGUUUGUUCCUGAAGAACUAGCCCUAUAGUUUGAUUUGACCCAAGGCAUUCUGCUGCAGAAAGGUAAGGUUUGGAGGAGGGGUGUCCAAUCUUUUGGCUUUCCUGGGCGGCAAUGGAAUAAUUGUCUUGGGCCAUGCAUAACAUACACUAACACUAAUGACAGCUGGUGAGCUAAGAAAAUAAAGAAUGAGGAAAAAAAAACCUCACAGUGCUUUAAGAAAACUUAUGAAUUUGUGGUGGGCCAUAUUUAAAGUCAUCCUGGACAGCAUGCAGCCUAUGGGUUGUGGGUUGGACAAGCUUGGUUUAGAGAUAUUUAUUAGUACAUGGGGAAGAAUAAAUAUAGUUU